Lobosporangium transversale is the source of this 1805-nucleotide messenger RNA. RefSeq lists its product as hypothetical. The transcript has 10 exons. Gene Ontology annotation, cellular component: mitochondrion. Bases 209 to 1642 code for a protein of 477 amino acids. NCBI's taxonomy places the organism in Eukaryota, Fungi, Mortierellomycota, Mortierellomycetes, Mortierellales, Mortierellaceae. Gene Ontology annotation, molecular function: iron ion binding; trimethyllysine dioxygenase activity. Gene Ontology annotation, biological process: carnitine biosynthetic process. The record is from RefSeq and is a predicted model, not a curated record.
AUUUUUCUUUCCUCCGUUCCCGGUUGCUCAUUUACUGCUGAACAUUCAAAUUCAUUUCUUUUCAUUCUUUUUUCUCAUCAACUUGGUUUCAAUCUCUCUUUUUCUCUUCUCUUCUGCCUGUCUACCUACCUAUCUGUCUGUCUUAACUUGGACCCUGUCCUUUUAUUAUUAUUAUUAUUAUUAUUAUUAUUUAAUAUACAUUUCAAUUAUGAACACAUCAAUUACUCUUGCUGCUCUGCGCAAAUUCGUAUUGCCCGGUAGAGCUGCUGUUGCUCAACGUCUGACAACAGUUCAACAAAGUUCCAACAUUAGUACUGUCCCUGCUAAGGUUCCCACAUCUAUGAUUGCAUCGAGAGCAGCUCUUUCUCGCAGUCUACUUCUUCGUGCUCGUGGAAGCUUGGUUUUUGCACAGUCAGGUUGCUAUUCUUCUUGGACUAAUCGACGUUACUAUUCAUCCGGAGCAAAAGCGUCUCUUGUGAACCAAGAGGAUCAGAAUAAUGUUUCUAUUGUGGACAAAAAAGUACAUCUUCAUUGGGCCGAUGGAACCACGAGCCGGUUCCAUUCUUUCUGGCUUAGAGAUCAUUGUCAUUGUGCAGAAUGUUACCAUACGGUCACCAAGCAGCGACUAGUCAACACUUUCAAGAUCCCACGCGAUAUUAAGCCCAAGGCUGUAUCUCUCACUCCAGAUGGUGUCAAAAUUAUCUGGAAUGAUAAUGCUCAUGAAAGUCAUUACGGCUAUGACUGGCUACAAGCUCACUCAUAUGAUCCAAAGAUCGGAGGUCCAUUCAAACCUGAGGGAGAUGCCAAGAUCACAUGGGAUAACUCGAUUGCAUCUAACCUUCCAGAGGUUCCUUUCAGGGAUGUGAUGGAAACCGAUAAUGGACUUGCGAAAUGGCUGAAUAACAUUCAUGUUUAUGGAUUCUCAUAUGUAAGUGGCGUGCCAGUGACAGCUGAGGCGACCGAAAAGCUAGCUAAACGUAUUACUUUCAUUCGUGAGACUCAUUACGGCGGUUUCUGGGAAUUCACAUCUGACCUUGGGCAUGGAGACACGGCCUUUACAGACAUUGCUCUGGGUGCACACACAGAUACGACAUACUUUACGGAUCCUGCUGGCUUGCAAAUGUUCCAUCUUCUUCACCAUGAUGGCGAAGGUGGACAUAACUUGCUUGUAGAUGGCUUUCAAUGCGCUAAGGUGCUCAAGGAAAAGUACCCAGAAUCAUACAAGACGCUUUCAGAGAUCGGUGUUCCCUCUCACAGUGCAGGGGAUGUCGACACACAUGUUGUACCAACACCUCGUCGCAACCCCAUCCUGAACCAUGACCCUAUCUCGCAAGAGCUUAUUCAAAUCCGAUUCAACAAUGAUGACCGAUCGACACUCGAUCACUUGAAACCAGAGCAAGUGGAGGCAUUUUAUGACGCGUUGUUUGACUGGAACAAAGUGUUGACAGAUGACAAACACAUGCUUUGGACAAAAUUCCAGCCUGGUCGUGUCUUGAUUUUUGAUAAUUAUAGGGUUCUGCAUGGUCGUUCUGGGUUCACGGGUAAACGCAGGAUGUGUGGAGCGUACACUAACUGGGAUGAUUACCGUUCCCGCUGGAGAACAUUAAAUAUUCCUUCAGAGCAGCUGUCUCUGGAGCUAUAAACCACGAAGGAGAAAUGUCAUAUGAGGAGAUACCAACCAUAUAAGCCUGCAUCAACAUAGAAUAUGGGUAAAACUUUAAGAAACGAUGAACGAAAUGCAUUUGUAGUUUAUUAGGGGUUAUGCUUAGAUACCUGAAAUAAAUGAGUUAGAUGGGAGAAUGAUG